This is a messenger RNA of Lactuca virosa, 920 nucleotides long. The record is from the annotation of a GenBank genome assembly. NCBI's taxonomy places the organism in Eukaryota, Viridiplantae, Streptophyta, Magnoliopsida, Asterales, Asteraceae.
UCCCUUUACCAUUUCAAAAUUCAAUACGUUUUCUAAACACAGUCGUACGUUGUCUGAAUCGCUAGGUUUUCGGCUACCAUUUCGUGUAAAUCGGCGUUCCUCCGGCGAACCGGCUGUUUAUACAGAGUUUUUCCUCUUUGAUAUCUGAAUUUCUUAUUGAGCUUUCGCAAUGUCGGUGAAAACUGUUAAAGUUGGCAAUCUUUCUUUGAAGGCUUCUACACGAGAUGUAAGGGAGUUCUUUUCCUUUUCUGGAGAUAUUGUAUAUGUUGAGGUGCAAAGUGAUGAUGAUUUCUCCCAAAAGGCAUUUGUCACCUUCACAGAUUCACAAGGAGCAGAUACUGCUGUUCUCCUUUCAGGGGCAACAAUAGUCGACAUGACUGUCACUGUAACCCUAGCACCAGACUACCAUCUCUCACCAGACGCCACAUCAGCAGCACGUGGCAUUACAGAAAGUGAGGAAUCUGUUAUGAGCAAAGCUGAAGAUGUAAUCAGCAGCAUGCUUUCAAAGGGUUUUAUCCUGGGAAAAGAUGCUGUUUCCAAAGCCAAAUCCUUUGAUGAGAAAAUAGGAUUCAGUGAGAAGGUGACCACAGGAACCUCCAUGGUUAAUGAAAAAGUCAAAGAGGUUGACCAGAAGCUUCAGGUUUCUGAAAAGGCCAAGUCAGCAUAUGCAGCCGCUGCGUCAUGGGUGACAGACGCUUUUAGUAAAGUGGCCAAAUCAGCAUCCGAAGUUGGACAGCAAACAAAGGAGAAAGAUGACGUGGCGCCAACUCAGCAGCCUCCUUCUCCACCUAAGACUUCACAAGUACAAGGUUUGAUCCUUUAGUUUUUUAAUACACGGAUCCACCUUUCUUUGUGUAUAUAGAACUUCAUAUCAUUAGGUUGCUAUUUAGUUCUUUCUCUAUUAUGUUUUUGGAAGGGAU